Messenger RNA from Magnusiomyces paraingens, 1026 nucleotides. RefSeq lists its product as uncharacterized. Lineage: Eukaryota; Fungi; Ascomycota; Dipodascomycetes; Dipodascales; Dipodascaceae. The record is from RefSeq and is a predicted model, not a curated record. The transcript has a single exon. Bases 1 to 1026 code for a protein of 341 amino acids.
AUGAUUUUUAACGCUCUCUCUCUUUGCAUUAUUGCCAUCGCAACUACAGUAUCUGCACAACAUGGACCUGUCUCUUGCGAUUCCACAUGCUACUGGGCCGGGUAUCUCUGGUAUCAUAAUAACGGGUUUGACAUUUUGACAAGUUCCGGAAGCGUGAAUGAGACAAUUAAACACAGUGUUUGCACAACUACAUUCACCAAUCAAGCCAUUUCUUGUGGUAACAGUUCAUACUGCGACAUUUCAGCCCGUGAGAGCUCUUCAUACUUAAAGCAGACUGCAGAUGUGUGCGGGUUCAAUUUUGACACAAGCGACUUUGGCGACAGCACCGGAUUUUGGAUAGAAGAUGAUUACUGCGCCAGUGCUUGUGGAUACAUUGAAAAUCUGUAUACAAACUGUACUACCACAGAAGGAAAGAUUUUAAAUGAGUGUUUGUGUCUGUCAUCCACGAACUGGGCCAGUUUGUGUGGAUCGGAAGUGUGCAGUUCUGCUCGUCAAAACUACUUGACAGGUAUUGAGGCAGCCUAUGAUUACUGCAAUUGGACUUUGGAAGCAGAUGCAGUUGUUUCAUCGGGGUCUUCAGUUGCAACUUCUGCAGUUUCUUCUACAAGCAUAAUCGCAACCUCUUCCCAGGUCGUUACUAGCUCUUUAGCUUCUUCUGAAAUUACAAGUUCAUUGGCCUCUUCUCUCGAAUCUUCAAGCAUAUUAGCUUCUUCUUCUUCUUCAGAAAUCCCAAGUACGCAGGAGACUAAUUCUGUGGAAUUUAUAAGCUCAGCGGAAACUUCUUCUACAAAGCCUUCUACUACUACAGCAACUUUGUCUGCUACAACCACAUCUGUUGAGUCUAAAGAAUCCUCGACAAGUUCAGUCUCCACACAACGACCAACAAACGGCACAUCAGUGACUACUGCUGUCCCAACUACCUCACAAACCACAAGCGUUGUUAGCUCAAAUGAAGCAUCGGUGGCUUUGGUCAAAUCCACACCUGCUCUUAUUUUGGGGCUAGCUUUGGGAUUACUGAUGGCUUAG